CGUAUGUUUUUUGACUCGCGAGCCGCUUCGCGCGCGCAUGAUGCGAGCCGUCGGCUGUCGGUUUUUUGGACCCGCUCAAAAGAAAACGUGCGUGCGUUGCGAUUCAGUGUGGACGGUGAAAUUGACGUGUUUAGUAAUUUUCAACGUGCGUGCCUCGUGUUGUAAAAGUUUGUUUAGUUUACAUUAGCCAUUACGACGGAUCAUAGCAGAAUUAACAAUAUGGAAUGGAGUAACGACAAAUGUUUGGAGCUAAUCGACAUCUACGAAAAGUAUCCUGUGUUGUGGGAGCCCAAGCAUAAAUUUUAUUUUUCGAAAACAAAGAAAAAUGAUGCGUGGGACGAAAUCUCCAAAAUAAUGAAUGUGGAUGCCAAAACGGUGAAAAUAAAAAUGAAUAGUCUGCUAGGCUCCUUCCGCAGUCAGAAAAGCAAAGGAAAAAAAACUAUUGGUACCGGAAAAGCACGUCAAGAAGUGUACAUAUCGAAAUGGUUUGCGUUUGAAAGGAUGCAUUUUUUGCUUGACCGAGACGCUCCCCGAGAUACACUGGACACAGAAAAAGAUUUGGAUACCGAAGGUAGUGGAGAAGAAAAUGGCGAAAUGGAUCUGUCUUCCGUUCCGGUGGAGGACGAUAGUGAGGUGGUCAUCAGGGAAGAUGAAGACGAAGUACAAGUAGAUGAGACACAAGAAAAAGAAAAUGCAAAACAUGCUAAACCCCCGGCCAAGAAAAAACCAAAAAAACAACAUCACGAAGAGAGUAACUCCUUAUCUAAAGAAGCUCUUCGAAUUUUGCAGGACACGCACACUCGCUAUCUUGCGAAACAAAACCAAGACCCGCUGCAAGAUCGCUUUUCUAUAUAUGGCCAACAUGUAGCUAAUAAGCUAAGAGGAUAUUCAAAAAGGUGCCAUGCUAUAGUCGAGCAUGAAAUCAACAAUGUGCAAUGA
Messenger RNA from Photinus pyralis (common eastern firefly), 939 nucleotides. RefSeq lists its product as uncharacterized. Bases 220 to 939 code for a protein of 239 amino acids. The record is from RefSeq and is a predicted model, not a curated record. Lineage: Eukaryota; Metazoa; Arthropoda; Insecta; Coleoptera; Lampyridae. The transcript has 4 exons.